Asterias rubens (European starfish) is the source of this 2506-nucleotide messenger RNA. RefSeq lists its product as uncharacterized. NCBI's taxonomy places the organism in Eukaryota, Metazoa, Echinodermata, Asteroidea, Forcipulatida, Asteriidae. The transcript is spliced from 9 exons. Gene Ontology annotation, cellular component: stereocilia ankle link complex; stereocilium tip; cilium. The record is from RefSeq and is a predicted model, not a curated record. Gene Ontology annotation, molecular function: protein binding. Bases 16 to 2418 code for a protein of 800 amino acids.
AACAAGGGCCCAGCCAUGACUAGUACCGGUCAUCGUCUGCGCUCCCUGGCGCACAAACACCUGAAGGAGAAAGAAUGCGCCUCCCUCAAACAGGCAAUUCAGUCCUUCAGGGAGACAAAGUCUGUCUUAACCCUCUGCACCACACUGAAAGGUAUCCUGACCACCAAGGAGAAGCUCUCCCUCUUGGUUGCCAUCUAUCCGAUGAUCCCCACGGACCAUCAGGAGGACUUUGAUCGACUCUGCUGCCUACACUUUGACAUGUACCAGCUCCACAUCAGGCCUCAGAUACUUGAGAGGUACGGUGCGCCAGCGGCUCAAAGAAACACGAUGGCGCUGACAGCCCUAGGGAGGCAAAAGCGAAAGUCGGCCAGAGUGUUGCUACCCGUAGAACAGCUGAGGAAUGCCAUGAGCCUGGAGGCGAGGGGAAAGGCAACGUCGGAGGCACACCACAGGGUGAAGCAGAAGGCGGGAGACAGUUCCAGACGAGCUGAUGUCAUCAGGGUGCGAAGAGACAGCUCACGGUCUUCAGAGGGAAGGAAAGAACACAAACGGAGUAGGACCGUUGAGACUGAUGUUGGGAGAGGUGAUGGCCAACAACCUCAGGUACCACCUCUCGCCCUUAACGCCAGCAAUGAGCGAGAAGAGGAGGCGACGACACCAAGAGGGGCGCCCUCGUCUGUCAGGGUCAGAAAGAUCAAGUUAGAUCAUCGAGAGAAUGAGAGUUUGGGAUUCUGCAUUCGUGGCGGUAAAGAUCUUAACGCUGGUAUCUAUGUGUCUGAGGUGGAUGCUGGUGGCCAAGCUGACAGACAUGGCCUGAAGGUUGGUGAGAGGGUGUUGAAGGUCAACGACCUGCCUUUUAAGAACAUUACCCACGCACAGGCUGUGGUGGCGCUCAAAUCCUCACGUCGGUUGACCCUCUACGUGGCUCCACUCGGAGUUAUGCCAGGAUCUACACCAAACGGAACACCAAGAAGUGAAAUGAGCAGUGCGAGAUCGACCAGCAGCCAGCACUCCGUUAAGAGCACUGCCAGCAGUCGCCACGGCAAUAGGAGUCGGGACAACAACCAAGAUGAGGGAGCAUUGUCUAAGGUCAAGCAGGUGACAAUUAUCGCCGACGAUGAUGGGUGGCUAGGUUGCAGUAUCAGAGGUGGCAUUGAUUAUGAAAUGGAUGUGACGGUAGCCAAUGUGGACCCCAUGUCGCCGGCUUACAGGUCUGGGCUGAAGAAAGGGCAGUACAUUAAUAAGGUGAAUGGAGUGAGCGUUGCAGCAUUGACGCAUGAUGAGAUCGUUAGCCUGGUCACAGCAUCUAAUGUAAUCAUGCUUGAUAUAGGACCAGCUCCGAAGAAAGCUCCUCCAGUCCCAAAGGAAAAGCCCCAAAACCACAGGAGAAGCCAAACAGCAGAAGCAGUUUUAUCAAAUCAAAGGCCGGCUGGUAAGCCACCAAGGAUAAUGACAAUACCUCAGUCACCAAAGCACACCGGAAGACUAGCUGCAAACUUUGCUGAGUUUGAAUUGGAACUGCAGUCCACUCCGCCCGUUUCAACCUCCACCCCUCUACCGCCGGACAAUCAUCCCGCUCUUCUCGCAAACAGAGGUAACCAUAGAGAGAACCUACCGCCGCAAGACGAAGAGGAGUUCCGAGCGUCCUCACCAGACCCAGAUGGCAGAUUCGUCACCAUACUCCAUGACUCCGAUGAACUGGACGACUCCAUCUUGAUGAACACCCCAAGGGAUAAUGCGGCAGCCUCCAAGUUCGACAUGGGCACUAUCCGCCUGAACUUGGCCAAUCGAGCCGACAAAAUCCCAGAUAAGGGCAAGCUUAUGAACAACAAUUUGGGGGAGUGUGGUCGCACACCCACAAAAAGAGACCAUGUGAAAGAUAUAUUCCACUUGAACGGCAAUGUUGAGGAGUACCGAACACCUGUGAGUAGUCCCAAACCAAAUCGAAAUUCCAUCAGCGGACUGAACACACCGGAGAAGAACCCCUACAUCAAAGCCUCCAUGAACAUCCUGAGCUCGCCGUACAAUAACGUCGAACAGGAGAUUCGUUUGGCCAAUUAUAGGCCGUCCACUCCUUCAAAACAGCUCCCGAUAAUGAAGCCCCUCGUCAGCUCACAACUGCAUCAUGAACUUACGGGGAAGAGGGCAAAGCCCCCGAUCUGCCCUAACAUUCCUGUCGCUCAGACGUCCCCUGUCUCCAAGUUCUUCAAGAAGAUGCUUCGGCGGAACAGCGGGAGUAGUCGCAAUGGGACUAGUCAAAGCGGGAGCAGUCUACGGAGCUGCAGCAGCGUGGAGAGUUUGAACGAGGACAGGAUGAGCCUGAAUUCCCUCGGGGCGUCUUCGGGGGGCGGGGCGGCGAUGCAUCGCUCGGCGUAUGAUCUAAUGGUUGAAAACGAUGGUGACGUCACAUUGCUGUGAUGUGAAUAAUUUAUGAACCUUACUCCUUAGGCCAGGGGUAAUAAUGUCGGAAGCGCUUUGAGACACCCCGUGAAAAAGCGCUAUAUAA